Messenger RNA from Neurospora tetrasperma FGSC 2508, 1140 nucleotides. RefSeq lists its product as uncharacterized. The transcript is spliced from 4 exons. The record is from RefSeq and is a predicted model, not a curated record. NCBI's taxonomy places the organism in Eukaryota, Fungi, Ascomycota, Sordariomycetes, Sordariales, Sordariaceae. The coding region runs from base 200 to 748 and encodes 182 amino acids.
CACGCGAGCAUCUGUGAUACGCAAAAGAACUUCAUCUAAAGUGACAAGUCCACAACUAUAUACCACUCAGUCAAGUCCAAACAACCUCCUCGUAGAGUUAACCACAAACAACUCUUUCCCAACGCAUAACAACGCCACCCCCCUCUUCCCCCACCCCUAUUCUCAUCCCUCCCACUCAUCCUCCUCAUCCACAAUAACCAUGGACGACACCGGCAGCAACCCCCCCAUCGCCGGUCCCUUCCAGCCGGCCCAUCCACCCACCCUCGACAACCCCAUCACCGAGGCGCCGGCCCCGCACACCACCCCCGUCGCGCCCGGCACCGCCGGCAAGACGGGCCCUGAUGCCGCUGCCCAAGGCAUGGGCGGCGGAGCCAGGGGUAGUUUAUCGAGCGAAAGCAGCAAGUUGAUUGACGAGAGCACCAAGCUGUUUCCUAAUGUCGCGGGGGCUGCUUCUGAAGCGUUCAGGAGUGAGCGGAGCGCGAGUACGUCUUCGACUACCAGUGUGACGGGGAGUGAUCGGCCUAUGGGGAGUGCGAGUACGGUUACGGAGGUUCCGUAUGGUAGACGGCCGUCUCACGGACAUGGAGGACAUCAUGGACUCUUUGAGGGCUUGAUUGACCAGAAGAGAAGGAACGAUCCGGCUAGUGUUGCGAGACGCCAGAGUUUGAGUGAGCAGAGGCCGGUGCCGCAGGGGUUUAUUGCCAAGAUGUGGGAUAACUGGGUACGCGGUGCCCCCCCUGACAUCUAAACAAAGUCACUUUUCUUCUUUCCCUCUCGUCAGCAUUGUCUUUUUCGUUAUCCAAACUGAAGAAGAAUGUCAAGAUGGGUGGAGAUCCAAAUUGUACGAACAUAUCAUUGAAAUAUGGAACAUUGCAUGAGGGCAGGCGUGACGGAGGAGAUGUAAUGGGCAUUAAUGAUUGAUUGGGAUCGCUUGAACGGGAUCAUUAUGUGCGGUGGUUGUAACUGAAGGUUGUCCUUGCCCGUCUUUUUCCCAUCUCUUUUGUCACUUGAUUUGUCGCAUUUUAGGAGUAUGAUGGUUGAUUAUCGGCCUGCCUCAAUUAUGGUCUUUUCUUUCGUGUGUGUUUAUGACGAUGUAACGAACUGAUAGCAUCAAAUGAAUGCUAAAAGAUUGUGCAUGGA